CUUUUUCAGAUAACAAUACAAUAUAUACAGAAGUUAUCUCUUUUUUAAAUUAUAUUUUCAGAUUUUGGAUAAUUCUUACUAUUCUUAAUAUUUAUCAAUUAUCUAAUCAAAAUCAAUUAAAAUUUCGUUUUUAUUUUUUAAUUUAUUUAUACAUUUUAUACAUUAAGGGUAUAAAUGAUAUUAACCACUUUAACUUUCAACGUGAGAGUUCCAUUGCAAAAAUUUAUUUCGCAAAUAAUAGUAUAGAUACAAACCUAUGUAUAAGUUUUAUUAGUGUGAAGUUUGGACUCACAAAACAUAUAUGAAGUUUCCGUAUGUCAAUCAUUAUUUCUGUUGGAAAUUUAAAUUUAAUAAUCCAUCUUACAUAAUUGAGUCACUGACAUAAUUAAGGAGAAAAUUAAUCUCACAUGUAGUAGCUUAAGUGUGAUAGCUCCAUUCCACACGCGUGUCAUGCUUAUAUUCAAAAGCAAAUAAUGAGUGUGGUCGUUUCGUAUCAUCUUAUUCAACUAUAUAUCAUAUCGAUGUUAUAAAACUGAAAUAUACAUUUCCUGCAAUAAAUAUGGACUAAUCUAUAAUGACUUCUUAACCAAAAACGUAUAUAUGACUCAUUCGAGAGAGAUAUUACUCGCGAGAUAAUUUUCUUUUACUUUCACUUUAUAAAAUAGUAAAAUAUUAAAGAUUAAAAUUAUUUCCUCAAAAAAAGUUGAAUAUAUAAUUAAUAGGAGUAACUGACAUUAGAACUGGACACAAAUGCUUGAUAUUCGGUUUGUACUCGCUACUUGACUCGGUUAGAUAUGAAAAAACAAGUACUUACUCCAAUCAAAUCCAGUAACAAGUAAGAGGAUUUUAUUACUUGCAAGUACAAGUCAAGUAUCAAGUUCAUUUUAUUUUUUAGCUACUUGGUUUGUUACUUCGUUUAUUACUUGAUUUAUUACUUGUUAUCGUUUACUUAUUCAGUUAUUUGUUAUAUAUUAUUUGGUUUAUUAAAUACUUAGUAUAUAUUUCAUUAGUUAAUUAAAAUUUAAGUAUUUUAUGAGUGGCUACAAUCAAUACUAUUAAAAGGGAAGGAGUCAUAAAAAAUCUACUUACAAAAGUUUGUUGGACAUAUUCAUUAGAAACUUAAACAUAUAUUUACAAAAUUUGUUAUUAGGUUCCCUUAUUAUUUGCUAAGCCUUCCAACAAUUAGUUCCUAUAUAUAUGCAUUUCAUCAUUUAUUAUCUUUACAUAUAUUUUAUUAUUUGCUAAACCCUUCAACUAUUAGUUCUUAUAUAAAUGCAUUUCAUCAUUUAUUAUCUUUACAUAUAUUUGGAUAUCUAUUACUCCAUACAUUUUUUUUUUAAAUUUAGAAGUCAAAAUUAAAUGCCUUCAAACUACACUAUUACCAUACAUGCAUACAAAUAUUUCAUCAAUAAAUUUGUGUUCAUCAACUUUUUACCAGCUACAAAUUAAUAUCAUGUAAAACGAAUUAUGUUCAAUGAAAAUUGACGAUAAAAUUUAAAUAAAACUAUUAUUGAGUUUAUUGUUAGUUUCACUAUAUGCAAUUCAAAAAUUGGUUUACCGGCUUAAAUUAACGAGUUUUUUUGUUUAUAAGCACAUAUCACACUUGAUUGCGAGUUUUUUGAAGUUUGCAUGCUUUAAAUUAACGAGUUUUCCUUAAAUCCCAACCAGCUUAUGUACAAGUCAUUGUUUAGCGGUUUGACCGCGGGUCUGAACUUAAUAUAAUUUUUUUUCUUAUCUAAUUUAAAAUAAUAGGCAUGCUGAGUUUGAUCACACCAUAUAAAAUUUUAAAAAAUAAUUAAUAAAAGCAAUUGAAAAUAUAAUUACAUUAAAUAACCAAAUUAAAAAAAAAUUAUCUUUUGAUAAAAUAUGACUUUGUAACAUAAUAAUGUACAAAAAACAAAAAUACUAAUUCAUAUCAAAUAUUUUUAUCAACCAAAAAAUAAUCCGCGCUUUUAAGCGUGGAUCAAAAUCUAGUUACUUUUUAUUUGCCUAUGUUCACUACUUGGUUGGUUGGUACUUGAUCUUUAAAGUCGAAUAUUUGUUUUGACCAAGAUGUAUAUCAAGUAGUCUAUUUAAACUACUUACGAAUUCAUACAAAUACAAAAUCAUAAAAUAAAAAUAAUUAUUUAGUUUAUUAUUUAUUUUUUAGUUGCACAAAGAUACAUUUUCCUAAAUUAUAGUAAAACAACUCGUUUAUAUUUCAAUUUUUAUAAGUGAAUCUAACAUAAAUGAUAUAUUUAUAUAAGAAUUUUGGAAUUUUUCUUUUUUAAUUUAAUCUAUUUACGAAUGACUAAAAACAGGAAAAACAAUGACAAAAUAAAAAAAAGACAUAUUAUUUAUAUAUAAUAAAUUAAUUUACUUUUAAAUUUCAACUAAUUAUCAAAUAAUUUACCAAUAAUUAUCAAAUAAUUUGUAAAUAAUUUACAAGUAGCAAGUAAUAAAACAAGGCAAGUAACUAUCAAAUCCAUCAAUUUUUCGCAAUUACUUGAAACUAUAAGUAUUCGUUUUUAAUAAAUCAAAUAUAAGCUCAAAAUUUUAAUACUCGUACAAGCCAAGCCGAGUACUAAAUAUACCGAAAAUACCAAAUAUUCGGCUUAUGCCCACCCCUAACUGGCAUCGUUUAAUGGAAAAUGAAGAUAGUACGCUUUUUAACCAAAGAUAGAAAAAAGUCUAUUACGUCGACCAAAAAGAAACUUCUAUAUAUAUUUCUUCUUUGGAUAUAUUCAUUUAGUCUUGAAAGUAAUAGUUUCCUUAACCCAAAAAUACACAAGUCCAGCAAACUGAUUUUGUUGAACCUUGAAAAAUAAUAUUUAACGCGUUCAAAAAUCCUAACGUGUACCAUAUAUUUUCAAAUAAUUAGGCAAUAUGGGGACAAAAUAAAAAAUUUCAAAUACGUAAACACUAAGACACCUGUAAUGUAUAUAUAUAACACAAACGCAUACAAAUGUCUUUCAGUUUCAUGCUGUGUCAAUUUAUUCUAUCAAGUCGGCAAAAGCUUCACAAUGUUAAACACCGUACCGUUUUUCCUUUUCCUUCUUCUGUUUCUCGUCGGCAACUACCGCAUUAGCGUCGCCGAAAAGGCAGGGUUCGUCGGGAGAAACGGCACGCAGUUCGUGUUGAACGGAGAACGAGUUUACCUAAACGGCUUCAACGCUUAUUGGAUGAUGACCACUGCUGCUGAUACUGCGUCUAAAGGAAGAACCACCGUCACGACGGCGCUCCGGCAAGCCUCCACCGUUGGAAUGAACGUUGCCAGGAUUUGGGGUUUCAACGAAGGAGAUUACCUUCCUCUUCAGAUCUCUCCUGGCUCCUAUAGUGAAGACGUUUUCAAGGGACUAGACUUUGUAGUCUAUGAAGCUGGAAGAUAUAAUAUUAAGUUGAUAAUUAGUUUAGUCAAUAAUUUCGAAGAUUUUGGAGGGAGAAAGAAAUAUGUGGAAUGGGCCGGUUUAGAUGAACCGGAUGAGUUCUACACAAACUCGGUUGUCAAGCAGUUUUACAAGAACCACGUGAAGACCGUGCUGACGAGGAAAAACACAAUCACUGGUCGUGCUUACAAAGAAGACCCAACCAUCUUUUCAUGGGAGCUCAUCAACGAACCUCGCUGUAACGAUUCCAGUGGUUCUACCAUCCUACAGAACUGGGUGAAGGAAAUGGCAGGUUAUGUGAAGUCCAUAGACUCAAACCAUCUACUCGAAAUAGGACUGGAAGGAUUCUAUGGAGAAUCUAAACCAGAAAGAACUGUUUACAAUCCCGGCGGCGCGGUCUUAACCGGUACAGAUUUCAUCUCAAAUAACCAAAUUCCUGAGAUCGAUUUCGCCACUAUUCAUAUAUAUCCAGAUUCUUGGCUACCACUACAGAGCUCAAGGACAGGAGAACAAGAUGAAUUCGUGGACAACUGGAUAGGAGCACACAUCCAAGACUGUGACAGUAUCAUCAAGAAGCCUCUAUUGAUAACAGAGUUUGGUAAAUCUUCGAAGUUUCCUGGUUUCAGCAUAGAGGAACGCAACAAGUUUUUCAAGAGUGUGUAUGAUGUGAUCUACGACAGUGCAAGAACUGGUGGCUCGUGUACUGGUGGAGUUUUCUGGCAGCUUACGACCAAUAGAACUGGUCUGUUAGGUGACGGGUACGAGGUUUUCAUGCAACAAGGUCCUAAUACUACUGCUAAGCUUAUCGCAGAGCAAUCUAUUAAAUUGAAAAACCUCAAGUGUCCACCAUUAGUCACACAUAGUGCAGUAUGAAAACAGUAUAGAUACAAAAACAGUAGACAGAUAAUAUGUAAAGAUAGGAAACAUGUAAAAAAUGAACAUGACCAAAAGCUAGAAGGUAUACUAGUAGUAGAUACAUACUUUUGCUUGAAUUUGUAAAGUCAUUAGAAACAAUAAUUCAGUGGGAAGUUAUAUAUAUUACAGAGUUUUUUUUUUGACUGAGACGCUAUAAAUAAGUAAAUGAAACAAUGUGUGAGGCAUUUUCAGGAUAAAAUAACAUAGAAAAAGUCAGAUGAUCAGGAUAACCACAGCCUAAUAUGUUAAAGAUUUUUUCGUUUUCAGCCACUAUGUUAUUUUUUUUUGUCGGCUCCACUCUGUUAUUAUUACACGUUUAUUUUGUAAUGUUCAAAAUAUAAUCGUUUCAAUGUGAAAAAAGAGAGCUUAUAUCUAAGGAGGAUACAAAACAAAUAUAUUUAUUUAUACUCUGGAUAACGAUCGCAUAUAUAGUUAUGAUAGGUUUGAGCGUUUAAGCAAUCGAACAACUAAAUUCAAUUUUGAUGAUUUAUGAAUAUUCUAAAAUAUCAAUAAAAUGUAAUUAUUAAUACAUUAUAAAAUGAUAUUGAAUAAAAAACAGCCAAAUUUAAAUUUAUAAAAGAACAAAAAAAAAA
This is a messenger RNA of Brassica rapa (field mustard), 4873 nucleotides long. Its product is annotated as mannan endo-1,4-beta-mannosidase 1. Gene Ontology annotation, biological process: polysaccharide catabolic process. Lineage: Eukaryota; Viridiplantae; Streptophyta; Magnoliopsida; Brassicales; Brassicaceae. Gene Ontology annotation, molecular function: mannan endo-1,4-beta-mannosidase activity. The record is from RefSeq and is a predicted model, not a curated record.